Molecule: messenger RNA, 868 nt
Organism: Diospyros lotus (date-plum)
Lineage: Eukaryota; Viridiplantae; Streptophyta; Magnoliopsida; Ericales; Ebenaceae
Exons: 4
Coding region: 102-668 (188 amino acids)
Source: RefSeq, a predicted model, not a curated record
AAGUGGAUAAAUUUAUUAAGGAGCAGGCCCAGGCCGGCGGAUGAAAAAGCUAAGCUCAGCGGAGUAGCGAAAACACGAUCGACUUUCCGGUGCGUCGGAAAAUGCAGAAGGAAGAGAGACAACAAAAGUUCCAUGAGGCCCUCCUCGAUAUGCUUUAUCCUCCUCCAUCUCCUCCUCAUCUAGUUCAAGAUGGGGGAGAACCGUUGAACGUAUUGAGCGAUGGAUUGAAUUUGAAUCGUACUCGAGGUCUCUUUUUAGAUGAAUUGGGGCAGAAUGGAUCCUCCUCGUCCUCGUGCAGUGAAGACGGGGAUGAAAUUGGGCCCGGGAAGCUAUCGAGGGCACAGAGGAAGAGGCUUCGGAAGAGGAAGCUCAAGGAAGAAGCUUCACGUCGCAGGAAGAUUAUUGGACCCCUGUUACCUGCUGAUAGUGGUGAUGAUGGCCAUGGCAAUCCCAGAAAUGAGCCUCAAGGUGUUCGACGCAAUGUCUCCGAAGAAUCAGAAAUUGGAGACAAGCCUGGAGAUGCUGCUGCUUGCAAAAACUAUGACAAGAUAAAGCACAGAAGGAUGGCGAAAAAGCUGGCCAGGGAGAGGUUAAAGCCCCCUGCUACAGAGAAUUCUGUUCAAGGUUAUGGUCCUUUGAGUAAAAAUGGGAGCUUGACCAAAGAAUGAAUAAAGUUUUGUGGCCAAUUUGUUUGAGUUGUAAUGAUCAAAUAACUCUUUUACAGUUGUAGUUCUUUUAGCUUGUAUUUGUUUAUUUCUUCCCCUAAAAUUAGUUGAGUGGAUAUCCUAGCAUGUAAGUGACAGGGUAAAGUCAAGAAAUGAAAUGAGGAUACAACACCUUUGAAGUUCAUUCCACAGUGUUAUUUAUU